This is a messenger RNA of Lycium barbarum (goji berry), 2920 nucleotides long. Its product is annotated as probable serine/threonine-protein kinase WNK3. The record is from RefSeq and is a predicted model, not a curated record. Bases 329 to 2485 code for a protein of 718 amino acids. The transcript is spliced from 9 exons. Gene Ontology annotation, molecular function: ATP binding; protein serine/threonine kinase activity. Gene Ontology annotation, biological process: intracellular signal transduction; protein phosphorylation. Gene Ontology annotation, cellular component: cytoplasm. NCBI's taxonomy places the organism in Eukaryota, Viridiplantae, Streptophyta, Magnoliopsida, Solanales, Solanaceae.
UCGAUUGACUUUCCAUAAUUAUGCAGAGUUUUUAUUUUUUCAUAAGCUUCCAGAGUUGACAAAUCUGAAUAGGCGUAAUAAAUAAAUAAGCGACCCGUCGGUCACAAUCAGUUAGCCGAUUCCCUCUGUUUAUACGUUUCAGAAAUCACAACCACACCUUCUUUUUCCUUUAAACGGUUCUCGCCAAACCUACGUAAACUUCUUAUAUGUAUAAAUAAAUAACCCUACUAACGUGAAGGACAAAAAGUAAUCAAUUUUUUUUGCUGAAUUGGGGAUAGUUGUUUGCUAUUUUAGACCAAUUGAAGAGCUAGGGUUCUGAAUUUGGAGAAUGCAGCUGAACUCGGAGUCGGAGCAGGAACCCGACGAUUCUGAAUCUGAGCCUGAGUUCGUUGAGCUCGAUCCUACUGGUCGCUACGGUCGGUACAAAGAAGUUUUGGGAAAAGGAGCUUUUAAGAAAGUAUAUCGGGCUUUUGAUGAAUUGGAAGGAAUAGAAGUAGCUUGGAACCAGGUUAAAGUUGCUGAUCUCUUGAGGAAUGCUGUGGACUUGGAGCGUCUUUAUUCUGAAGUUCAUCUGCUUAAAACCCUCAAGCACAAGAAUAUCAUCAAAUUUUACCACUCUUGGGUUGACACAAAGACUGAGAAUAUCAACAUCAUUACUGAAAUAUUCACUUCUGGGAAUUUAAGACAAUACCGGCAAAAACAUAAGAAGGUUGAUUUGCGAGCACUCAAGAAUUGGUCUAGGCAGAUAUUGGAGGGACUGUCAUAUCUACAUGGUCACGACCCUCCAGUUAUUCAUCGGGAUCUUAAGUGUGAUAACAUUUUGGUCAAUGGUAACCAAGGGGAGGUGAAAAUCGGUGACUUGGGACUCGCAGCAAUUCUUCAAAAGGCUCGUUCAGCUCAUAGUGUCAUUGGUACUCCAGAAUUCAUGGCACCAGAGCUUUAUGAAGAGGAAUAUAAUGAGCUAGUAGAUAUCUAUGCUUUUGGCAUGUGCUUGCUGGAGCUGGUGACUUUUGAGUAUCCAUAUGUUGAGUGUGCAAAUGCUGCCCAGAUAUAUAAGAAAGUGACAGCAGGAAUUAGGCCUGCAUCAUUGGCAAAAGUAAAGGAUCCUGGAGUUAAAGCAUUUAUAGAAAAAUGUAUUGCAAAAGUUCCUGAGCGGCUGUCUGCUGCGGAACUAUUGAUGGACCCCUUUCUCCAGUCAGAUGAUGAUUCUGGAAGCAUAUCUAGAUCCUUGAGUUCCUACCCCAGAUAUGCAGAUAAUAGGGAUGACCCAUCUGACAACGGAAGAAGUCCCCAGGACCCUGUGCCUGAAGGAAGUAGAGAUUUCACAGUGCAGGGCCAAAGAAAGGACCUAAACACAAUUUUUCUUAAACUGCGAAUAACUGAUUCAACAGGUCAUGUUAGGAAUAUUCACUUCCCCUUUGAUAUUGAAGUUGAUACAGCAAACGCUGUUGCUAGUGAAAUGGUUGAGGAGUUGGACCUGACAGAUCAAGACGUCUCCGCUAUUGCUGAUAUGAUUGAUUCUGAAAUCCGGUCAUAUAUCCCAGAUUGGGCACCUAAACAAUGUUCUAGAGAUCACAUCACUGAUGAAGUUGCUCCUUCUGAGAGCAGUGCCACUGAAGCUCGUGAAGUUGCUCCUUCUGAGAGCAGUACCUCUGGAGCUUGUGACGACGUUUCCCCUUCAACAAUGAACUCCACUCUUUCUGGUGGUCUUGUGUUGGAAAGACUUCCUUCAGGUCGUAAGUACUGGUCUGAUUCACCAAAAACAACCAGUAGCGCGAGCUCUCCACUCAGACCGGGCCCUUCAAACCUGUCACAGGCAGAUUCACCAAUUCGCGAAAGUAGCUGGGAUGACGAAAACGAACAAUCACCUGUCAGCAAGAAAGAGGGAAGCAGCUCAGAUGAUGGUGCCUUUGAGCAUGAAGAGAGUGAAACUGAAAAUGAUAUGGAUGAAGAGUUUGAUGUGAUUCCAGAUUCAAACUCAAGUGAUAAUAAACAAUCUGCUGAUUUAACUUCUGACACACAGCGUCAUUCAUCAGGGGAAAGAAAAAAUCAUAGCAGCAACAAAUGUUCAGAUGACAUUGGAGAAAUUGUGGAGAAACUUGAGAAGCUGCUAGAUGAGCAGCGCACAGAGAUAGAUGAGCUCAGGGAAAAACAUGACUUGGCUAUCUCAGAAGUUAUAAGCAAACUUCCUCCUGAGAUACGCAGUGGAGUGCUUGCUACGUGUGGUCACAAAAUAUCUUCCCAUAGUCUACGGAAUGAAAGAGGCUGCUCCAGUACAAACUCUGAAGGCCCAAGCUCCUCUUUGAAAAUAUAUUCCAGAAUGCUGAAAAACUUUAGAGUUGCUGGCAAUGGUUACAUGCAAAAUUCUGUAGCUGGAAGUGUUCUGAAUGGACCCAUAAUUAGGCGCUGUUUCAGCUCUGUCAAAGGCAACAUCAGUUCAGGAAUGGGAAUUGCUGUAAUUUUGAAAGAGGAAGCGGGAGACUGAUCUAUCAGUGAGCGGUGCUUCAAUUUGCCCUCAGUGAGUUUAUUGUUGGACAAAUUGAAAUUUAUGUUGCAUGGCGUAGACGACGAGUUGAUCCCUUAGUGCUUCGGAAGAUCUUGUUGACCCGCUGAAAUGGAUUUAAAAUCUCAGAUUCGUGCAUGAGAUGCCUCGAGCUGCAGCCACAAUAGGUUUUUGCAUUUUCGUGAAGUGUAUACUUGUAAAUAUUUAUAUUUGUAUUUAGCAAAGGUUAAUUGGUUUGAAAUCACGCCUGUUGAGAUAGUACCUACACAGGUCAUUUAUAUUUUAUCAAUCAUGUUCUAUAGACUAGUAAAACAGUACAUUGGUUGUGAGAUGAUCAGUGUUUGCUGUUCACCCUUUUAUUUUUUAUUUUUACAGGAUAGUAUUUUUUAGCGAAGUAAUUUGCUUUUCCUCCUUGAA